CCCCCUUCCCCUCGCCUCUCCCCGACACCAGCCCGCCCGCGGUGUGUCCCAGCAAGAUGUCAGGCCACCGCCCCGGCCGGCUGUCGCAGGCCAAUAAGUCCUUCAAGUCUCGCCAUGCUACCAAGGGCUCCAUCAAGGCGGAGAACCGUGGUCGCGUUGAGCGCGACGGCAACGGCCCGAAGGCCAAGCUGACCGCCUCCAAGAACAACCGCCGGAACAUGGCCCGGCUGGCCCAGCGCGAGAAGCGCAUGCACAUCGCCUCAAUCAGCCGUAAGCACGGCGGCCCGGGCGGCGCGCCCCGUGUCAUCGCCAUCGUCCCCCUGUCGGAUAAUCUGGACCCCCGUGGCAUCUGGUCUUCCAUCCUGGACCACCCGCUGGUGAAGGUUCACCGCGGCGAUCCCGAGUCCUCCGAUCCCGUCACCUUCAGCGUGGACAAGCUGGCCAACUCCAUCAUGACCCUGCUGCAUGUCCCCCAGCGCGAUAUCUACGGCAUCAUCGAUGCCCUGAAUGUGGCGGACUUCGUCAUCUUCGCCCACGACUCCACCGAAAGCUCCAGUGAGUUUGGCGAGACCCUCAUCUCCACCCUCUUUGCCAUGGGCCUCCCCUCGGCCGUCCACGUCGUCGCCAACACCUAUGCCGACGAGAUGACCCCGAAGCAGUGCCUCGAUGCCCACAAGGCCACGGUCAAGUACAUUGAGAACCGCUUCCCGGCCGACGAGCAGCGCGUCUUCGGCGUCAACACCGAUGCCGAGGUGCAUGCUCUCCUGCGGGCCCUGUCGCAGACCCUGCCGCGCGCGGUCACCUGGCGCGAGAUGCGCCCAUACAUGCUGGUCGAGCGCUUCGUCCCGUACAUCCAGUCGCCGGAUUCGACCACCGCCUCGGUUAAGAUGUAUGGGUACCUUCGCGGCUGGCCGAUGGCCGCCACCCAGCUGGUGCACAUUCCCAACGCCGGUGACUUUGAGAUCUCCCGCAUCGAGUCCGCCCAGCCCAACGGCCCGGCCACGCAGUUCGACCCGAUUGUUGGCGAUGUCCCGGAGGAGGUGGGCUUCGACGUGCUGGAUGCCUCAAAGCCGGAGGACCGCGAUGACAUGAUCGAGGUGAACACCGUGAUGGACGAGUUCGACGAGCAGAACAACCUCGGUGAUGAGGACGAGUUUGGCGACCACGAGGACUUCGGUGGCUUCGUGGACUCGAGCCAGUUCUCCGCCAACGAGGUGUUCGAUGGUGAGGACUAUCGCAAGAGCCGGACUCGCCGCGUGCCCAAGGGCAUGUCUUCCUACCAGGCGGCCUGGAUUGUGGACUCCGACUUCGAGGACGGCAGCGAAGAUGACGAGGACCUCGUCUCGUACCAGGCCAAGGCCCCGACCGGUGGCGACCAUGUCCUCCCCGGCGAGGAGCUCGGCGACUACACCCCCCAUGAGCAGGAGGAGCUGGACAAUGUGGUUGUCGAGGACCGCCACGUGGCCACGGACCUUUCUCCGGAGGAGGAGAAGCGUCAGCUGGAUCUCUUCCUGGCCCAGCGCCAGGAGGAGCGCUCGGCCCAGAUCGAGGCGGCCGAGGAUGACCUGCACUUCCCGGACGAGAUCGACACCCCGCUGGGUGUCCGCGCGCGUGAUCGCUUCAGCAAGUACCGCGGUCUGAAGAGCUUCCGCCACUCUCCGUGGGACGCCUUCGAGAACUUGCCGGUGGAGUACUCGCGCAUUUUCGACUUCGAGAACUUCGCCCGCACCCAGCGCCGCGUCAUGCAGGAGUCCGCCGAGUUCCCGGUGUCCCCCUUCGAUUAUGUGGCCAUCACCGUGGAGGGGGUUCCCCUGUCCUUCCUGGAGGAGCGCCGUGCCCUGGACGACCUGCCCGUGACCCCGGUCCUGUCGCUGUAUGGUCUGCACCGCCAUGAGCGCAAGCUGUCGGUGCUGAACUUCGCCCUGACCCGCCACUCGGCCUCCGGGGACCACCACAUCGCCAACAAGGACGAUGUGGUGAUCGUUUGCGGCCCGCGGCGCAUCACCGGCCGGCCGGUUUUCUCGGACGAUGGCGGCGGCGACAAGCACCGGAUGCGGCGCUUCCUGCAGCCGGCCUUCUCCGGCAGCGUGGUGGCCUCGGUCAUUGCUCCGGUCACCUAUCUGCCGGCCCCGGCGCUGUUCUUCCACGACCAGGGCCCCGGCCGUGUGCCUAUUCUCCUGGCCACCGGGUCCCUGCGCGAGGUGAACCCCCGCCGUGUGGUGGUCAAGCGCAUUGUCCUGACCGGUCAGCCGUUCAAGGUCCACCGGAACACCGCCACCGUGCGGUACAUGUUCUACACCCCGGAGGAUGUCCGCUGGUUCAAGCCCGUGCAGCUCUACACCAAGAACGGUCGCAUCGGUCAUAUCAAGGAGUCCCUCGGUACUCAUGGCUACAUGAAGUGCUUCUUCAAUGGGCCUCUCAAGACCCAGGAUGUGGUGUGCAUGAGCCUUUACAAGCGCGUGUUCCCCGUUUGGCGGUCGGAGUCCUUCACGUAUGACCGCAUCCGUGCGGCCGACGCCGAGGAUGAUCCCGAGGACGAGGAGGACGAUGGCGAGCGUAUGAUGGUGGCUGGUGACGAUGACGGCGGCGACCCGAUGCUGGCCGAUGACCUGACCAUGGCCAUGGACUCCGACUAAAAAGGUGGCCUCCUCCCGCCGGCGGGGCGGUACUACUACCACCACAUGCAUGUGUCCAUGCGUGCCAUGGCAUGUAUCUGUGUGGUGUCCCCUCGCGGAGGAGGCCCAUGCCGAUAGACGCGGCCUCCUCCCCAAAAGACAUACUUGUGCACACACACACGCACACGCCGCUUUCCAGAUCUACCUCCCCCACGACGCAUGUGCAUGCCCUGCCGCCGCUGCAUCUCCCCCCUCCCCCCCAUGCUAAACGCGCAUGUGUACGGACUUAUGCCACCCAUCAUUCCUAGCUGUGAAAUAUAAAACACCAACUCAUGCGCAUA
Molecule: messenger RNA, 2956 nt
Organism: Fonticula alba
Lineage: Eukaryota; Rotosphaerida; Fonticulaceae
Exons: 9
Coding region: 57-2636 (859 amino acids)
Biological process (GO): endonucleolytic cleavage of tricistronic rRNA transcript (SSU-rRNA, 5.8S rRNA, LSU-rRNA); ribosome biogenesis; maturation of SSU-rRNA from tricistronic rRNA transcript (SSU-rRNA, 5.8S rRNA, LSU-rRNA)
Cellular component (GO): nucleus; preribosome, small subunit precursor
Molecular function (GO): GTPase activity; GTP binding; U3 snoRNA binding
Source: RefSeq, a predicted model, not a curated record